Molecule: messenger RNA, 2515 nt
Organism: Pimephales promelas (fathead minnow)
Lineage: Eukaryota; Metazoa; Chordata; Actinopteri; Cypriniformes; Leuciscidae
Product: UDP-glucuronosyltransferase 2A3
Molecular function (GO): UDP-glycosyltransferase activity
Source: RefSeq, a predicted model, not a curated record
CUUACAUAUAGAAAUAGAUGUUGAUAUGCAUAGCAAGGACAAACGCUGUGCUAAUAGUUGGAUGACUUGCACUCCAUUUCACAAAAUUUAACAGAGAGAUUUUCCAUUCAAUGAUGGGAACUAUGAAUGGACAGGUUUUUCCGGUGCUUCGGCCAAUCAUGCUAACCCUCCUGAUGACGACCGUCCCAGUUGUUCAGAGCGGGAAGGUUCUUGUCUAUCCUGUGGAUGGCAGUCACUGGGUCAACAUGAACAUCUUGGUCGAAGCACUUCAUGCCAAAGGUCACAAUGUUACAGUCAUCCGGAUGACAGACAGCUGGUACAUCAAAGAAUCCUCACCUCACUACACAUCGAUCAAUCUCAAGUCUGAAGGAGGAUUUAGUGAAGAUUUCUUCAAGGUGUUUGCAUCUAAACUACUGGGAAUUAUGAGGGAGGGUUCGAUCUGGGCUCGUCUCAAGUUGGAGAUUGAGAUGUGGCAAGGUUUUUUAGAGAUGCUUGAAACAGAAAACAAGAUGAUGAUCAACAUGUUUGAAGACCACCAGCUGAUACAGUCCUUAAAAGAAGCCAAAUAUGAUUUGAUUCUAACAGAUCCAGCCAUGUUACCAGGUAUACUAUUGGGUCAUUAUCUCAAACUGCCCAUUGUCUACAAUGUCCGUUGGACAGUUUACAGUGAGGCUCAUUUUGCAAUAGCUCCUUCACCGCUUUCUUAUGUUCCUGCUCCAAUGCUGGAGUUAUCAGACCGUAUGAGCUUCUUGGAAAGAGUGAAGAAUGUAGUGAUGUACAUCGUAGCAGAAAUACAGAUAGCUACCAUGAUUACUCCAACUUAUAAUGCACUUUGUGAACGGUUCAUUGGCCCAGGAACAUCCUACUUUAGUUUACUUCAGAGUGCCGAUCUGUGGCUCCAUAGAGUUGAUUUUAUUUUUGAAUUCCCGCGUCCCACUAUGCCAAACAUCGUCUACAUGGCAGGUUUUCAGUGCAAGCCAUCAAAGCCUCUUCCACAAGAUCUGGAGGACUUUGUGCAGAGCUCUGGGGAGCACGGUGUCAUCAUCAUGUCUCUGGGCACUCUCAUUGGUCAGCUUCCUGAUGAUGUGGCAGAGGCAAUUGCUGAAGCUUUUGCAGAACUUCCACAGAAGAUCAUCUGGAGGUACAAAGGAAAGAGACCGUCGGCACUAGGGAACAACACCUUAAUGCUGGACUGGAUGCCUCAGAACGAUCUUCUGGGUCACCCUAAGACCAGAGCCUUUGUGGCACAUGGAGGAACCAAUGGCAUUCAAGAAGCCAUCUACCACGGGGUACCGAUCAUUGGGUUUGGGCUGAUUUUUGACCAGCCCGAUAAUCUUUCUAAAAUGAGAGUAAAGGGUGUAGCCAAGAAUGUAGACUUUGCCACAGUGGAUAAGGACUCCUUCCUUCAAACUGUCCAAGAGGUCCUUUAUGAGCCCUCUUAUCGGGAGAACAUGCAGAGGCUCUCGAGGCUUCACAAGGACGUCCCAGUGAAGCCUCUGGACAACGCCAUCUUCUGGAUUGAGUUUGUUAUGAGGCACAAAGGUGCCGCUCACUUGCGCACAGACUCUUACAAAAUGCCCUGGUACUCUUAUCACUCUGUUGAUGUCGUUCUGCUCCUGCUUUCUGCUGUGUCACUCAUCAUCCUGACUAUAUAUGCGCUUAUCAAGUAUUUCUGCUGCAGAAUAUGCAUGAGAAAAGCAAAAAGCAAGCUACAAUAAUGAGGUAAUAAUAAUUAUAAUAAUUUAGUCCUCAGUUGUAAGUCGCUUUGGAUAAAAGUGUCUGCUAAAUGACUAAAUGUAAAUGAAUGACACAAGUAAAAAUGACAGGUCCAAUGGGGCAACCUGUGAUUGUGAUUAUGUAUUGCUCAAGAGCACAGUGGUGGUAGGUGUCUCCAGUUUAUGAUUUCUUAGCCCAAAUUAGCAUAUACUUUUAGAUGGUCUAAGUGAGGAUUUUGUAGUACAAGUUUUGUCAAUAUAAAUGUGGUGGAAUUUUGCAGUUUUUCUCAUUUGCAUUGGCUCAGUUCUCAUUGGCCAAUUUACUGACUGAAUUGAAUUAGUUCUUUCACUUGCUAUAGGACACAUUCCUCAAUACUCGACUUUACUCUUCACACAGUUCUUCUUACCAACUCAACUUGGCACUGCAGGUAAUUUCACAUUCAAAAUGCACUAAAGCUACCAAAGCACUUUAAACAUGUCUCGAAUCCAGUCAUUCUUCUAUAACAAAGUAAAGGCUAUCACACAACAAACACACUUUGUCAAUCACAACAAUCUGAAAAAGUUUUCAAACUAAACAAUGUUUUCUUUUGUAAAAUUUCUUUACAAAGCAAGAAAGACACUCUCUACUAUGGAAGCUUGUUUCCGCCACUGAAUAUAGAAAUAAAAUAAAUAAUUGUGACUUUUUAUCUCUCUAUUCUGACUUUUUUUCUCACAAUUGAGAGUUUAUAUCGGGCAAUUCUGAGAAUUGCGAGAUCAAAAGUCAGAAGUGUGUGAUAUAAAUUCGCAAUUGCGAAAUAUAA